Messenger RNA from Phaedon cochleariae (mustard beetle), 4179 nucleotides. Lineage: Eukaryota; Metazoa; Arthropoda; Insecta; Coleoptera; Chrysomelidae. The record is from the annotation of a GenBank genome assembly.
AUGCCGAAGGAACAAUAUCGUGAAACCGAUGUGGCGAGAAAAAUCUCCCACGUCAGUUUCGGAGUUGAAAGUUCCGAGAAUAUGCAACAACAGUCUCACAUCCAAGUAGUUGCCAAAAAUUUGUACAAUCAAGAUGAUCAACGUACACCAGUUCCUUAUGGUGUUCUGGACAUGAGAUUGGGCACCAACUCCAAAGAAAUACCUUGUCAAACCUGUGGAAAAAAUAUAAAUGAAUGUGUUGGUCAUUUUGGGUACAUUGACUUGGAACUUCCAGUGUUUCAUGUUGGAUAUUUCCGUAGCAUUAUAAAUAUUCUUCAAACUAUUUGCAAAAAGUGUGCUCAUGUACUACUAGAUAAUUCAGACAAACACCUUUAUCGAAUUAGACUCUCUAAUCCUAAUCUGAGUUACAUGACCAAGAAGGCCAUACGUAAAAAAAUUGUGGAGAAAUGUAGAAAAAUCACCAAGUGUCCCCAUUGUUCAGAGGUUAAUGGUUUUGUGAAGAAAAUGACUGCUGCAAAAGGUAGUACUGGUAAUUCUGUGUUGAAAAUUGUUCAUGAAAAGAACAGGAGCAGCAAGGACAAAAAUGCCAUGGCAGAAAGACAAGCCCAACAAUUUUCAAUGGCUAUUGAAACUAACCCAGAUAUACAUAAUGCCCUAAGUGGGGCUCCUCUAGGAGAAAUAUUGACACCUGUAGAUGUUUUGAAAUUAUUUGAAAGAAUACCUGAGAGUGAUAUGCUAUUACUAGCUAUGGAUCCUAAAAGGUCACAACCUAAAGAUUUGAUUUUCACUAGAAUGCUUGUACCUCCUGUAACAAUCAGGCCAUCUGUAGUAUCAGAUUUGAAAGCUGGAACAAAUGAAGAUGAUUUGACCAUGAAACAAUCUGAAAUAAUUUUUAUAAAUGAUGUUAUUAAAAAACACAAGCUGUCAGGUGCUUCAGUGAAUAUGUAUCAAGAAGGUUGGGAUUUUCUUCAACUACAAUCAGCUCUUUAUAUAAACAGUGAAUUGUCUGGAGUACCCCUUGCCCUGAUGCCCAAAAAACCUGGCAGAGGUCUAGUGCAACGCCUCAAGGGCAAACAGGGCCGAUUCAGGGGCAAUCUAUCCGGCAAACGGGUAGACUUCUCUUCCAGAACGGUGAUAUCCCCUGACCCGAACCUGGAAAUAGACCAAGUGGGGGUACCCAAACACGUCGCCAAAAUCCUCACUUUUCCAGAAAGGGUCAUCAAAGCGAACAUCGACGUAAUGCGGAAGUUGGUGAUCAACGGACCGGACGUAUGGCCAGGAGCCAACUACGUCCAGCCGAAGGGAUCGGCGUUCAAGAGGUUUCUGAAGUACUGUAACAGGGCUAAGUUGGCGCAAGAACUGAAUCUGGGCGAUUUGGUGGAGAGACACUUGCACAAUGAUGACGUGGUUCUAUUCAACAGACAACCGAGUCUCCACAAGUUGUCUAUUAUGGCGCACCGCGCCAAGAUCCACGACCACCGGACGUUCCGGUUCAACGAGUGCGUUUGCAACCCCUACAACGCCGAUUUCGAUGGGGACGAGAUGAAUUUGCAUCUGCCUCAGACCGAGGAGGCCAAAGCUGAGGCAUUGAUCCUCAUGGGGAACAAAAGUAAUUUGGUGACACCAAGGAACGGGGAACUGUUGAUAGCUGCUACACAAGAUUUUUUGACUGGGGCUUAUCUGUUGACCAGAAAAGACACUUUCAUGGAUUUCACUCAUGCUUGUCAACUAGCAUCUACACUUUUUGCUGGGAAAGAUACCCAUAUGAAGAUAGACUUACCCAUACCAUGCAUCAUCAAGCCAAAACCUUUGUGGUCAGGCAAACAAAUCAUGAGCCUGAUCUUCAGACCUAAUGGGAAGUGUAACGUGAAGGCAAACCUGGAAGCCAAAGGAAAAGCGUACACCAAAAAUAGGGAGCUGUGCGUCAAGGACUCUUACGUCAUCAUCAGAAACUCCGUCCUGAUAGCCGGAACUCUGGAUAAAGGCCAUUUGGGCAGCGGCGGCAAAGCCGGCAAUAUUUUCUACAUCAUCUUGAGAGAUUUCGGGCAAGAGUUUGCCAUCAAGUCCAUGUGGAGAUUGUCUAGGCUUGCCUCAAACUAUUUGAUGAACGCGGGGUUUUCUAUUGGUAUCGGAGAUGUCACCCCAGGAGAGAAUCUUGUCAAGAGAAAAAAUAAACUGCUCAGUGAAGGUUAUGCAAAAUGUUUGGAAUACAUCAAGCAAAUGCAGCAAGGCAAAUUGCCAACUCAGCCAGGAUGUACAGUAGAAGAGUCCUUGGAAGCGGUUAUUUUGAAAGAACUGUCAGUUAUAAGAGAACACGCAGGUCAGGCCUGUGUCGCAGAAUUGCAUCCCACCAAUAGUCCUCUUAUUAUGGCCCUAUCUGGAUCAAAAGGGUCUUUUAUCAAUAUAUCGCAGAUGAUAGCCUGUGUAGGACAACAGGCGUUGAACGGUAAAAGAGUACCUGACGGUUUCGAUAACCGGUCUUUACCACAUUUCGAACACUACUCAAAAACUCCAGAAGCCAAAGGUUUCGUGGAAAACAGUUUCUACACUGGUUUGACGCCUACAGAAUUCUUCUUUCACACCAUGGGUGGUAGAGAAGGGCUAGUAGAUACUGCUGUCAAAACGGCUGAAACUGGGUAUAUGCAAAGGAGAUUGGUGAAGUCCUUGGAAGAUCUUGUGGUACAUUACGAUGGUUCUGUUAGGAACGCUGAAGGAGACGUCAUCCAGUUGAUAUAUGGUGGCGACAGCUUAGAUCCGACUUACAUGGAAGGUAAGGAUUGUCCGGUGGACUUUGACAGAGUGUUGCAAGACGUUCGAGCUAGAUACCCUUACAGAAACGAGGUUGCAUUGAGCGGAGAACAAAUCAGGAAGGGCACUCAGGCCUUUUUGGACACCAAAGCUCUGGAGGAGUGCAGUGAUGAUUUCAAAAAGCAACUGGUGGCGUUCAUAAACACCGUCGCCGAGCACAUGGAGAGGAUCCAAGCGAAAUUCGGCAGCCAUCCGGUGAUCAAAGAAAUCGAAAGGCUCACGGUCAGUCAGUUGGUCACUUUCCUGGAAAGGUGCGGUCAAAAGUUCACUAGCUCUAUUAUUGAGCCAGGUACUGCGGUGGGAGCCCUGGCCGCCCAAAGUAUCGGGGAGCCUGGCACCCAGAUGACCUUGAAGACCUUCCAUUUCGCCGGGGUGGCCAGUAUGAACAUCACACAGGGUGUGCCCAGGAUAAAGGAGAUUAUAAAUGCUAGUAAAUCGAUAAGUACUCCUAUAAUUAGGGCUAACUUAAUGAAUUCUUCAGAUCCAUGGUUUGCUAGAGAGAUCAAGGUCAGAAUUGAAAGAACUACUUUGGGAGAGAUUUCUACUUUCAUCGAUGAUGUUUACACAAAAAAUGAAGUGUUUCUUCUGAUCCAGCUGAAUUAUGAAAGAAUCAAGCUACUGAAAUUAGAAGUGAAUGCAGAAACUAUCAGAUACAGCCUUUGUACAUCAAAAUUGAAACUUCGACCAAUAGAUGUUAGAGUAGAAAGUGACACCAUUAUAACGGUUCAUCCGAAUAGAAGUAAACAUGCGGGAAGGCUUAAUUUUGCCCUCAGCGAAUUGAAGGAGCAAAUCCCAAAAGUCGUUGUCAAGGGAUUGCCAACUGUGAAUAGGGCCGUUAUAGCUAGAGAGGACAAAGGGGGUAAACCGUUCUAUAGUCUUUGUGUUGAAGGCAACAACUUGAGGGAAGUUAUGGGGACAUACGGGGUGGAUGGAAAAAAAACCGUAUCCAACAACAUUAUGGAAGUGUACAACACUUUGGGAAUAGAAGCAGCUAGAGAAACAAUAAUGUAUGAGAUAAGAAUGGUGAUGGAAAACCAUGGUAUGAGUGUUGAUUAUCGCCACAUUAUGUUGUUAGCUGCCCAAAUGACCCACACAGGCGAAGUCCUGGGAAUCACAAGGGGAGGAUUGUCAAAAAUGAAGCAGUCAGUGCUCAAUUUAGCCUCUUUUGAGAAGACUGCUGACCAUUUAUUUGAUGCUGCCUAUUAUGGACAGACAGACAAAAUUAAUGGGGUGUCAGAGAAUAUCAUCAUGGGAAUGCCAGCUCCUAUUGGAACAGGCAUUUUCAAGCUUCUCCAUAAACCUUCAUAUGUUGAUAAUACACCCAAUUCAGAAGAACUGUUAUUUGAAACUGCUAUGCAAGAAAUAGCUUGA